AUGGAUGCAUUCGGACCAACUCCAGAAGGAUUCACAUAUCAAGAAGAAUUGCCAUUUAUCAUUGAUAGCAGAAUAUCAAUGAAGUAUGCAAAAAAUGUCAUGAAUAUUUUUGACUUAAUAGUAACAAUGGGAUUUGGAGUUAAUUUGAAAAAUAUAGGAAUAACAAAUCGCCAAAAUUCAAGAUAUUACAAAGCAUAUGAAGCAAGCAGUAUUCGUAUUUCUCCAUGUAAUUGCAUGCCAUCUAUGUUUUACAUGUGCAAAGAGUUCAAUCCAUUCAUGAUGAAAAUCGGACCAAAUAAUCAGGUGAUUAUGAAUUACGAAAAAGAAGAAGAUGUUUUCAGAUGCUUUGAAUCAUGCUGCAAUGCAAUAUUAUCUUUAAGCAAGGAAGAUGUUACAAUGUUCCAACAUUAUGACAAUAAUGUGGAAGGAGCGGUAUACAAAACUCGAUUUAAUAAUAUCUUUGAGCUUUUAAUCAAGAGAACUAAAUCAAUGCAUGAUCCAAGGUUAGAGUUAUUUAGUAUUGGGAUGAGUAAGUUAUGUGAAAUCUUUCAAUCAAUUAAGGCUCAUGCCGAUAAUUUGUCUGACAACAUGUCUCCGUUUUUAUCACUUAUUAACGGUUUUUGUUCGAAUUUGUUACCUCAGUUUUCCAGAGAUAAUAAUGAUGAUGAUUCAAUUGCAGAAAAUUUCUCCAAAUUCAUUGAAAAAACUCUUGAUAAUAUUGGCGUUAUUGAUUAUGAUGCUUCUAUUAUAAUUUCAAAAAUUUGA
Trichomonas vaginalis G3 is the source of this 765-nucleotide messenger RNA. RefSeq lists its product as uncharacterized. The record is from RefSeq and is a predicted model, not a curated record. NCBI's taxonomy places the organism in Eukaryota, Parabasalia, Trichomonadida, Trichomonadidae. The transcript has a single exon. The coding region runs from base 1 to 765 and encodes 254 amino acids.